UUCUCCCUACUUAUUAUAGCCUCUGCAAUUGCACGGACGCUAUCUUUGCUCUGUAAGACUGUAACAGCAUCACCCACACCAGUACUACUCCAUAAACAAACUGUGAACGCCAUACUCAAACAAACUUCAACGAGAACGGAAAAACAAACGCAACACAGAAGAACGCGAAAAUGAGGAACUCACUGUUCUUCCUUCUUCUCCUCCUCCUCCUGUUCACUGCUUGCUAUGGCCAGAGCAACGACCUCGAAGUACUCUUGAAGCUCAAAUCCGCCAUGACCGGACCAAAAGGCACCGGCCUCGACGACUGGCAGCCUCCGCCCCCGCCGCCAUCGAUUCGCUCGCCCUCCGCUCACUGCUCAUUCUCCGGCGUCACAUGCGACGGGGAAUCCCGCGUCGUCUCUCUCAACGUCUCGUUUCACCGCCUGUUUGGUUCAAUUCCGCCGGAGAUCGGAGAGCUGGACCGGCUCGUGAAUCUCACCAUUGCUUCCGAUAACCUAACCGGCAGACUUCCACCGGAGAUGUCCAAGCUCGCCUCUCUCAGAACGCUCAACGUCUCGAACAACAAUUUCUCCGGAGAUUUCCCAGGGGAGAUCGUUCUAGGGAUGCCUCUGCUCCAGAUCCUCGACGUCUACAACAACAAUUUCUCUGGCCCGCUGCCGAAGGAGGUCGCGAGGUUGAAGAAUCUAGUGCAUCUCCAUCUCGGCGGGAACUACUUCUCCGGCACGAUUCCGGAGACUUACGGCGAGAUUCGGAGCCUGGACUACUUGGGGCUGAACGGCAACGGCCUCUCCGGUGAGGUUCCGGCGAGCUUGGCGAAGUUGAAGAGGCUGAGGAGCCUCUACCUCGGUUAUUUCAACGUGUACGAAGGGGGAAUCCCGCCGGCGUUUGGCUUGCUGAGCAAUCUUGAAGUUCUGGACAUGGCGAACUGCAAUCUCAGCGGCGAGAUUCCGAGUAGCUUGAGCCGAUUGACCCGGCUCAACAGUCUGUUCCUCCAGUUCAACCAUUUAUCAGGUCACAUUCCUCCGGAAUUCUCCUCUCUAGUGAACUUGGAAUCGCUCGAUCUCUCUAUCAACGAGCUCACCGGGGAGAUCCCGUUGGGUUUCGUCUCUUUGACGAAGAUCACCCUGAUCAAUGCGUUCAAGAACAAUCUGUACGGUCCGAUCCCAGAGUUCAUCGGCGAUUUCCCUAAACUCGAGGUGUUUCAGCUUUGGGGAAACAAUUUCACUCUCGAGCUGCCGGAGAAUCUCGGCCGGAACGGCAAGCUGAAGCUGCUCGACGUUUCGUUCAAUCACCUCACCGGUUCAAUCCCUAGGGAUUUAUGCAAGGGAGGGAAAUUGGAAACCCUAAUUUUAAUGAACAAUUUCUUCAUCGGUCCUCUUCCAGAGCAGCUCGGCGAUUGCCAUUCACUGAAGAAGAUCCGCAUCGUGAAUAACCUCCUCAGCGGGCCGAUUCCCGCCGGCAUCUUCAGUUCCCCUGCAGUCACCGUCCUCGAAUUCAGCAACAACUACUUCUCCGGCGAACUUCCAUCUGAAAUGUCUGCCCCGCAGCUCGGCCUUCUCACGGUCUCCAACAACCGGAUUGAAGGCGGAAUCCCUCCAGCCAUCGGCAACUUGGCGAACUUGCAGAUUCUGCAACUCGAUACCAACAGAUUGUCCGGCGAAAUUCCGACUCAGGUUUUCAAUCUCCGCCACCUCUCCAAGAUCAAUGUCAGCGCCAACAACCUCACAGGUGAAAUCCCGGCCUCAAUUUCUCGCUCCUCGUCACUUACCUCGGCCGAUUUCAGCCGGAACCAGCUCUCCGGCGAGAUUCCAAAGGGGAUUAUUGAGCUCAAAGAUUUGAGCAUUCUGAACAUCUCCCGCAAUCAACUCACCGGUCAAAUUCUCGGCGAUAUAAGGUACAUGACCAGCCUCACGACUCUUGAUCUCUCCUACAACAAAUUGUGGGGUAGGAUCCCUACGGGAGGACAGUUCCUUGUGUUUAAGGACACUGCCUUCAUCGGCAACCCGAAUCUCUGUUUCCCUCACCAAGUCUCCUGCCCAUCCUUCCCCGAUUCAGCUCAAUCCUCCACCCGCCAUACGCCGUCGUUUACCCCCACCAAGGCCAUACUCACCGUCAUCGCAGCUUCAACAUUACUAAUCCUAAUCACGGUGACAAUCUUCAUCCUCCGGAAGCGGAAGCUCCGUCAAUCACUGGCAUGGAAGCUCACCACAUUCCAACGCCUCGAUUUCAAAGCAGAGGACGUCCUCGAGUGCUUGAAAGAAGAGAACAUCAUUGGCAAAGGCGGCGCAGGGAUCGUCUACCGCGGCUCCAUGCCUGACGGCGUCGACGUGGCGAUCAAACGCCUCGUCGGCCGCGGAACCGGCCGGAGCGACCACGGAUUCUCCGCCGAGAUUCAGACCCUGGGUAGGAUCCGGCACCGGUACAUCGUUCAAUUGCUCGGCUACGUGUCGAACAAGGACACGAACUUGCUCCUCUACGAGUACAUGCCGAACGGGAGCUUGGGCGAGCUGCUCCAUGGAUCCAAAGGUGGGCAUUUGCAGUGGCAGACAAGGUACAGAAUCGCCGUCGAGGCUGCCAAGGGGCUUUGCUACUUACACCACGAUUGUUCUCCAUUGAUCAUCCAUCGAGACGUGAAGUCGAACAACAUAUUACUGGAUUCCGACUUCGAGGCACACGUCGCCGAUUUUGGACUGGCAAAGGUCCUGCAAGAAGCCGGCGCUUCCGAGUGUAUGUCCUCCGUCGCCGGCUCUUACGGCUACAUCGCACCAGAGUAUGCAUAUACCUUGAAGGUGGACGAGAAGAGUGAUGUGUAUAGCUUCGGUGUUGUGCUAUUGGAGCUAAUAGCCGGGAGGAAGCCGGUGGGGGAAUUCGGCGAUGGCGUCGACAUAGUGAGGUGGGUGAGGAAGACGACGUCGGAGCUUGCUCAGCCGUCCAAUGCAGCCUCGGUGUUGGCGGUGAUCGAUCCUAGGUUGACUGGGUAUCCAUUGUUGGGUGUGGUUCAUCUGUUUAAGAUAGCUAUGAUGUGUGUGGAGGAUGAGAGCUCGGCCAGGCCGACGAUGAGGGAAGUCGUUCACAUGGUCACUAAUCCGCCGCAAUCCUCCCCGGACUUGGUUACGCUAUGAAGUUAUAUUAUGGUUUGGAGACUAUGAAGUUUGUAGAGUUGAUGUAGUAAUAAAGCCUUUUUUUUGUGUUAUGGAUUUGUGGGUCAGGCUUAAAAAAAAAGGGUGUUUGUGUGUUAGCUUUUGGUUAGUAGGAUGUGUUAAGGUGUGCCCAUGGUUGUAAAUAAAGGUUUCCUUCAUUUUAGCUUGGUGAAAAAUCUUCAUCUUAUUCCCAACCUGGAAGAAACAAAUACAGGAUAACAGGAACCUAGAAGAGAGAAAGGUAAAAAUCACUGUAAGUCUAUAAUAAAUGGGAUUUGUUUUCUCUAGGGAU
Molecule: messenger RNA, 3432 nt
Organism: Linum tenue
Lineage: Eukaryota; Viridiplantae; Streptophyta; Magnoliopsida; Malpighiales; Linaceae
Source: the annotation of a GenBank genome assembly